AUGGUAUGGACCAAUCAUUUUAUCACAUUGUCCCACCAUUGGUCACGCCCACUUUAAUUUAGUCGCUUUACACCUCUUAUUAGUAGUACAUUCGGGUUUCAGCGUCAGACUUCGGAAGGAUCGGGAGGGGAUAUAUGGUUGGAUUUUUUAAUUGCCCCUAGGCCAUAUGUUUGUUCGGAGACAUUUGAGUGCGGAUUGUUUUGUAAACGUGGUACAGUUAUUGGAGAGUUCACAAAGAAACAUUGUUUGAAAGAUGAAGCAGCCAACUGUAUUGAAUCUGACUGCAGCUGCAUGCAAACGGACAUUGGUGAAGAGUUCUGGAGCGCAAUCUCAGUGGGUUGAAGAGGACAAGGAUCUCUUUGAGAAAGGACUGGCACAGUUUGGCCGCAGGCGAAAAAAGAUUGCCAAACUAUUCGGCACUAGGCCAGUUCUACAGGCAACGAGCUAUGCUAGGGAGUGCUUAAAAAAUAAGUCUGUAUCUGCAGUGACCCAGAUUCAGUCCAGAUGCUGGAUCAGCACCUAGAGAUGACUGCAUGUCAGAGGAGACCAUGUCAACUGGAUGAGCCCCGAAGACAGAUCUCUAGUAAAGACCUCAUCAUAUAUAGGACCAUUGGCACAAAACCUCUGCAAAGACCACGAUAAAAAACAUGUUGGUUCGUCUGGCCAGAGGAGACCUGGCCCCCGGACUGAGUCUGGUUCCUCCCAAAGUGUUUUUUUCCAUUUCUGUUGCCUUUGGCUUGCUUAGUUGGGGUCACUGCUCGGACACUGUUUGAAGAGAACUGAACUGAGCUGGAUGAUGAUGACAUCACUGAGUCAACAAUCUACUGACUUUUACUGAAAUAUUGACUGUUAACUUUUGACCCCUUUCUAGAGCUGUUUUACAGCAUAACUGAAUUUUGCUUGCAUUAUCGGGACACUGUUUUCCUGUUUAAAAAAUGCUUUGACACAAUCUGUAUUGUAUAAAGAACUUUAUAUAUAAAUAAGGUUGAGUUGAGUAGAUUUGAUGAUUCUUCAUAGAAAUGUUUUUGUGCUGUCUGUUUUUAAUAAUUUUGAAUUUUUGGGAAUUUCAUUAGUAGCCUUCAAUUUUAAUUUUUUUUAAGAAGUUUAUAAAAUAAGGUUACAUCAAAUCAGUCAAGUUAAUUGUGAUUUACACGUACAAUACGUUUUUUCAAGGCAUUGGGUUUCCUCAAUUUAAGUAUAAUUUGACAGUAAUCAAAUUGACUUCAGUAGAUUCACACUUUUAAGUAAUCGCAAUUUAAUACGUUUAAGUUCGAUCAACUUAAAAUAAAAAGUGACUUGUAUGAGUUUCAGUAACUUAUUUGUCAAUGUAACUCAGAAUUUUCAAGUUCAUUUAACUGAUUUCUUUAAUUAAGACUACAGUAUAAAUCACAUUGUACAUCCCUGUGUAUCUUAAUAUUUAACACUACAGUUUACUUUCAUGCACAUUAUUUUGUUUUCUAUAUUUAAUUAUACAAUACACAUCUUUUUUAUAUUUUAUUCUUAUAUUUGUAUUGUUUACUUUUCAUAGCUUUAUUUAUGUAUAUUUUCAUCUGUGUUGUGUUCUUUAAUAAUUGCACUGUCCAUGGAGCGGACCUGACUCAUAGUUCACUGCUGAUUAUAUAUGCUCUGUAUAUAAUUGUGUAUGUGACGAAUAAAAAAAUCUUGACGUUUA
Molecule: messenger RNA, 1672 nt
Organism: Carassius auratus (goldfish)
Lineage: Eukaryota; Metazoa; Chordata; Actinopteri; Cypriniformes; Cyprinidae
Product: histone H2A deubiquitinase MYSM1-like
Exons: 4
Coding region: 254-523 (89 amino acids)
Source: RefSeq, a predicted model, not a curated record